Molecule: messenger RNA, 1632 nt
Organism: Bufo bufo (common toad)
Lineage: Eukaryota; Metazoa; Chordata; Amphibia; Anura; Bufonidae
Product: NXPE family member 4-like
Exons: 5
Coding region: 1-1632 (543 amino acids)
Source: RefSeq, a predicted model, not a curated record
AUGGGUAAACCAUUCAUCCAAAUACUACUGAUUGCUAUAUUCCUCAUGAGCUUUGGUUGGUACCGGAGCCUUUUCCAGGAUUCUCUGAGACAUUUACUUCAGACCUGUCUGGCACCCACCAAUCAUGACCAACCUUCAACUAAAGAGCCGAGUCCUCCACCAAAAACUGAACUCCAACUAGAAAUAGACAGAAUAUAUGACAAAAUUAAAAAACUCAUCCCCGUUGUGACAUUCACACACUUUAACCAGACCACAAGUGGAAGGAACAGUAAGGUGUCCCUUGUAGACCCCCGAAAGACAUACUGUGUUGGAGAAGACUUUGUGGUACGGGUUGAUAUGUUUGAUCAUUUGGGCAAUAGGAAGACUUAUGGAGGAGACUUCAUAAGACCAAGACUCAUCUCUCAAGAACUUGGAGCUUCUGUCUCAGGAAUUUUGGAGGACUUUAAAAAUGGGUCUUAUCAUGUUCACUUUCCAUUGUACUGGGCCGGCAAGGUCAAAGUCAACAUUCUGUUGUUCUACCCGAGUGAAGGGGUGGCCGCUCUCUGGAGGUCAAGACACUCCAGUCAAGGAGUUGUUGGUUUCGAGGGGAAAUUUGAAAAGUUUGGUAAAGUUGCAGUGACUAAAUGUGGUUUCAAGCUCUCCAAUGAAGAUGGGAAGAAGAUCUGUGAGUACCACGACCCACUCUACGAGGAGGUCUACCACUGCUACAAAGUUCCAAAUUUUACUUGUGAGAGUCUGAAUGAAAUGAGGGGUUAUGACCUUCAUGCCUCGUAUCUUACCCCGGUGGAGCAGCAAAUUUUUCAGAGGUCAAAUAUUGUUAUACAAAUCCAAAGUGAAAUUCCGCCAAUCACAGUAAAUCAGUGCAACGCUUCAGGAAAAGCCCCACUACCAAAGUGUCAGACUGGAAUGAGCUCGCCUCUCCCGAGCGGAUAUUUCUACCAAAAAAUCUGGAAUCCGGUUUACUGUAACAUGACGGUUUAUAGAACGGGGGAUGACUUUAUUAAAUGUCUGCAGGGAAAGAAGCUCUUUCUCAUCGGAGAUUCCACGUUACGUCAGUUCAUGAUGCACUUCACCGAGGGGAUCAACAUAGUGAAAUACUUCAGAUACCAUCGCAGAGGAUGGACCGGUUGGGCUUUGACACUGGAAGCAUUGAACAUGGAGAAGGAUAUAUAUGUUUCCUACAAGAGGCAUGGAUUCCCAUUGGAACACAGUGGCUUCUACUACUUUAAGGAGGACCUGUACACCAGUCGUCAGAUUGACCAGCGUGCCGGGGGGAAGGAUACCAUUUUUGUGAUUACAAUGGGACAACAUUUUAGACAGUUCCCUCUAAAAAUUUUCAUUCGACGAGCUGUCAACAUCCGCAGAGCUCUGGAACGACUGUUCCUCAGGAGUCCCGACACCAAAGUCAUCAUAAAAACUGAAAACACCAGAGAGAUCUAUGCCUCAGUUGAAAGGCAAGGAGACUUCCAUGGAUACACUCAGUAUCUGGUCCUCAAGGAAGUGUUUCAAGGGAUCAAUGUUGGCUUUGUGGAUGCUUGGGACAUGACGGUGGCAUCGGCUACAAUGACUGUACAUCCUCCCGGUUAUACAUUUGGGAGUAUAAUGAGCCUGGCGUUCACCUUUGCUUGUUAA